CUCAAAACCUUACCCGGUUAUGAGCAGGUCCUGGUCAAAUCUCACCAAAGACGUGUCUGUCGACGGCGCAUCUGCAACCCUCGGUUCUAGUUCCAUUUGAGAAGGGGAAAGGGGAACACCUCUCUCGCUCUCCCUCGCUCUUUCCAAGGGAGUAUUUUCUUUGCUAUUCUACUAUCAAGAGAUAGGAGGUGAGAUUUCUUCGUCCUAAAGAUCUUAUCACUAAAGAAGGCGCGUGCUCCGCCUUCAAUUGGAAUUUAUCAACCUCCUCCGCUUGAGGUUGGUGUACCAUAAAACAUGGAAGUAAAACCAACAGUUGCCCUGAGGGCAAUGCUCGUUGGAGGUAUAGCUGCAUUUGCAAAGAUCGCUGGUGCAAUGAAGGCUGCUGGUGGUGUAAAGCUGGGUGCAGCUGCGGCUGCCAUGACAGCUGCAGCGACUGCAGCUGUGUCAGGAUCAAAACAGGAUGAGAAGGACUCUUCUAAGCAAUCUAUGCAGUGAACUUUUCUUCUUUUUUUCCCCUAUUUCGUUUUGAAAGAUAUAGGGAGUUAAUAAUACAAGCAUGUUCCAGAGCUGGUUGAUCCCAGUGAGCUUCUUGUUGUACUUUGGGUACAUCGAAAUGUAACCAUAAUUGUAUUAGGAUGUAUAAGCAACUGAAAAAUAGCAAGCCUGUAAUUUAAUUGUUAUCCAAAGCUUUUUAAAUUA
Rhododendron vialii is the source of this 699-nucleotide messenger RNA. RefSeq lists its product as uncharacterized. The transcript has 2 exons. The record is from RefSeq and is a predicted model, not a curated record. The coding region runs from base 295 to 495 and encodes 66 amino acids. NCBI's taxonomy places the organism in Eukaryota, Viridiplantae, Streptophyta, Magnoliopsida, Ericales, Ericaceae.